This is a messenger RNA of Poecilia latipinna (sailfin molly), 1619 nucleotides long. It is a transcript of the gene extl2, whose product is annotated as exostosin-like glycosyltransferase 2. The transcript is spliced from 5 exons. Lineage: Eukaryota; Metazoa; Chordata; Actinopteri; Cyprinodontiformes; Poeciliidae. The record is from RefSeq and is a predicted model, not a curated record. Gene Ontology annotation, molecular function: glycosyltransferase activity. Bases 95 to 1135 code for a protein of 346 amino acids. Gene Ontology annotation, cellular component: membrane.
UUCCUCUUUUUUUCAUGUCACCUAGUUACGUCAUUGCUACGCAACCAAUAUGGCGACACAGUAACCCGAACGAGAUGAUUGCAACGCAAACAAAAUGAGGCUUCGGUGUUGCUGCUUUGGACUACGGCGAAAGUGUAUCAUUUUUCCACUCCUGCUGAUCCUCUUGGUCGGAGCAGCCUUGACAGCUCUGUUGCCCCCCGCCGAGGAGCAUGGAGGUGUUGCCAGGGUCCUGGGAGUACUGCGCAGAGCAGCGCCGCAAAAGGGAAACCCCGCUCAGGGUCAACCUGCAGAUGCCCUAGAAGAGAAGUUUACCGUCAUCAUCCAAACCUACAACCGCACAGACAUUUUACUCAAGCUCCUGAACCAUUACCAGGCAGUGCCUCAUCUUCAGAUGAUCAUCGUAGUGUGGAACAACAUCAGGGAGCCGACUCCGGCCAAGCUGUGGGAAUCCCUGGGUCCUCAUCCAGUCCAGGUUGUCUUUAAAGAGCAGGCGAGCAACCAAAUGCGCAACAGGCUACAGCCGUUCUCUGAGAUUGCCACCAAUGCUGUGUUAAUGCUGGAUGAUGACACCCUUGUCAGUGUCCCUGACAUCACUUUUGCUUUUUCUGUGUGGAAGCAAUUUCCAGACCAAAUAGUUGGAUUUGUCCCUCGGAAACACGUCUCAACGGCUGGAGGAAUUUACAGUUAUGGCAGCUUUGAGCUGCAGAAUCCAGAAGCGGCUGGAGGAGACAUGUACUCUAUGGUUCUGAUCGGUGCUGCCUUCUUCCAUCGGCGCUACCUGCAACUGUUCCAGGAUCAGUCUAAGGAAGUACACGCCUUAGUUGACGAAACCCAAAACUGUGACGACAUAGCUGUGAACUUUGCUGUUGCUCUGUAUUUAAGAAAACACUCAAAUUCAGGCGCAGUCCACAGACCCUCAGGGAUCUUUGUCAAGCCUGUGGACCUGCGCAACCUUGAGAAAGAUGCCGGCAGUGGAUAUCGGGGAAUGUGGCAUCGUCCUGAGCACCUUCUCCAGAGAUCGUACUGUUUGAACCGGCUGACGCAGAUCUAUGGCUUCAUGCCGCUCUGCUACUCCAACCUCAUGGUUUCCCAGUUUGGUUUCCCAAGCUAUGCCAAUCACAAGAGCAGGGGAUGAAGUUACAAAUUGAUGAUUUGGGCUAAAGUAAGAGAUGAGACUGCCGGGGAGUUUGGUAGGCUUGUUUGUUUGGUUAACACUCCUCAUGCCAAUCAGCUGAUGCUUUUAGUCUCGUUGUGGGAUCAGACGGUAGUUCUCAUCGCAGGAUGGUGAUGAGGACACAGACUAGUCAGAUGUAAAACCGUAUUCUUGAUAGAAUCACUUGCUGAACUGCAAUUAUUAAACGAGAAUAGUAGGUUUAAAAGCCUAAGAGUUUUUCAUACGCAGGUAUUUAGUUGGGAUUUUUUUUUAAGAAAUGAAAUUUAAUACAGGUCCAGAAAAUGAUUCAUAUGGCUUAUUUUUUUUAACUGAUUUCUAAAUUCUUGACGGAGAAAAGAAGUGCUAAGAUCCUAAGAAACACACAUCUUCAGAAUUCAAAGAAUGUGAUUUAAGUUUGGUUUGCUUUUAAUUUAAAAUAAGUAAAUAAAAUGAAAAUUUAAGUACC